UUACUGGAGGGCAGACCUCCCUCCCCUCCCCUCAAUCCUUCCCUCCCUCUGCAUUUCUGACAUUCCAGCAGAUGCGAGUGCAGUCACUGGCCGCAGGUUAAACCAUGGUGAUCAAAGUCUUCAUCGCCUCCUCCUCCGGCUCCAAAUCGAUCAAGAAGCAACAACAGGAGGUGGUCGACUAUCUCCAGGCCAACAAGAUCGACUUUGAACGAUGUGACAUCGCCGUUAGCGACGGCAACAGGAUGUUCAUGAGGGAGAAUGUUCCGGAGAAGUGCCGGCCUGUGAGUGGAGUCCCACUCCCACCCCAGAUCUUCAACAACGAUCACUACUGUGGGAACUUUGAGGCAUUUUUCGACGCCCGAGAGAACAACGCUGUCUAUGCAUUCCUGGGGCUGACGGCUCCACCCGGUUCAAAGGAGGCAGAAGCGCUUGCAAAACGGGAUGUAUGAUGUUCAGUCUCCCGCGCUCCAAAGUUAUUAAAGAAAAACAGACCAUCCGAUAUACUUUGCCACUGAGAAGAAUUCCAGAGAGGCUGUCUGUCUGUCUGUGGAUGGCCUUCUCAGUUAGUUACAAUAUCCCAGUUCUCUUCCUUAAUAGCCAGCAACUGGGCGAACACAAACCACCAAGCCAUGUUGAUGAAUAUUUUUCAUUGCCUUAUUUUCCUACCUGGUCGUCCGAUCUUAUUUACGAGGGCAGACCAGCUGUUACCAGAAAGGUAAUGGAUUGGAUAAAAUUCUUAACCCAGUUUUUUGCUUUCUGCUCAGUUUGAUAUUCUUCACACUUCAAUCUCGUCACAAUGAAGAGUUUGUGCCUCAGUCUUCAUGCUGACUCAUCGCACUGCGUUGCUGUUCCGUCAACGUCUGAGUCAAUUUUAUUCGUCACAUGCAUCCGAAGGUGCAGUGAAAUGAAUUUGCCAGCAGCGAUACACUUAAAAAGAACACACACACACAGUACACAAUAGAAUUGAACACAAACAUCUACCACAGCAUUCUUCACUGUGGUAGAAGGCAACAAAGUUCAGCCAGGCUUCCUCCUUAGGUCAUUCGUGGUCGGGGCCAUAAACCCUCUGUAUUCGCCGCUACGGACGGCCCGAUGUACAGGCCCUCUCGUCGGGUUGGUCGAAACUCUGACGCCUGGACGGUCAAACGCACUCCGCGGCUUGGAGUGCCCGAAUCGGCACUUUCCUACCGGAGACUGCGGCUUCAGGAUGUUAUAGGCUGCAGGCCGGCGAUCGGAGCUCUUCUCCGGCGAUCAUAUAGUCUUAAUCAUCGUCUGUCAAAAAUAUUGAUCAAUUUUAAAGGCGCUCGUUACAUUCCUUUAUCUAGUCCAGAAUACAGUCUGAACCAAAGAAAAACUAACACUCAUUUUAUCAUGACCAAGAUGCCCCAUCUACACUGGUCCCACCUGUCCGCGUGUGGCCCAUAUGCCUUUAAACCAGGAGUUGUCUACUUUUUUUUGCCCCGUUUUCCCCUGGCAACUUUAAUAGCACAUUACAAUGUUAUUUCACUUAUUUAUGAAUGAUUAAUGAUGAACAGAUACCGGUAUACUAGAACCAAACACAGUCAGUCAAUGAGAAAAAAUAUGUACAAAUCCAGCAUCACUAAAUUUACGAAAUUUACGAAAUUUACCCCAGGUUGGGAACCCUUGCUGUAAACCUUUCCUAUCAAUGUACAUGUCUAAAUGCCUCUUAAUGGCACCUUAUCGUUCUUUUACCUGCUUCAACUACCUCCUCUGGCAGCUCGUUCCACGCAACCACCACCUUUUGUGUGGAAAAAGUUGCCCCUCAGGUUCCUAUUAAAUCUUUCCCCACUCACCUGAACCCCUAUGACCCCUGGUUCUUGAUUCCCCUACUCUGGGUGAAAGACUGUGUGCAAUCAUUCCAUCUAUAUCCAUCUAUGUUGUUCUGUUCAUUACUUGUACAGCUCCAUUCCUCUCAGCACCAUUCUCCUGCCUUCUCCCCGCGACCUCUGACACCCUGAAGAAUCUGCCAAUCUCUUUAAAGGACACUGACCCACUGACUUGGCCU
This is a messenger RNA of Leucoraja erinaceus (little skate), 2026 nucleotides long. Its product is annotated as adapter SH3BGRL-like. The record is from RefSeq and is a predicted model, not a curated record. Bases 105 to 449 code for a protein of 114 amino acids. The transcript is spliced from 4 exons. Gene Ontology annotation, cellular component: cytoplasm. Lineage: Eukaryota; Metazoa; Chordata; Chondrichthyes; Rajiformes; Rajidae.